AUGAGGAGAGAUGUGGCUAAGAGCUAUGCAGAGGUGAGCGUUACAGGAGGAGAUUUGUCCCUCCACAUCCGGACUCCUCGGGUCCUGCUAAUCGUGGAGCUGCCAGCAGGGGUCAGCCUCGUGGAGGGCUUCUGCAGGGAGGCACCUGGAACAGGAGACGAGAUACACUUCAGAAUGCGCCUCAAUGUGGACCAGCACACAGAUGACACAGAGAGUUAUUGCUUCCACUGCCAGUCCUGUGGGACCAGGGUGCUGGAGGAGAGGGUGUUCAAGCGAGUGCUCCCUCUCCCCAACGGCAACUGGAGCUCCCUGGUGGAUGACUGGUGUUGCCAUCCGGACCCCUUUGCCAACCUGAAGCUGCUGCCCCGAGCGGAGGACUGUUUACUGGGCGACACUCACCUCCUUGUGCCCCGGGAUAGAGGCUGUGAGGAGACUCUCACCCAGGAGCUCAGCCCCAGGCCCAUCACCAACAAAAUGGCUGAUGGUCAAAAUCAGGACACACCGAAACCCAACCGCAGGCGUACACUUGUCUCCUGUAAGAGUUGUACAGCUGGCCUGGGAGAGGCUGUGGCACCAGGGACCCUGAAACUCUACAUCACAGAGGUGACGGUGAGACCCAUUGUGGGAGACGGCCAGUUUGAUACCUCUCUAGACAGGUCACUGUUCCUGGAACAGACCAUAGCUGCCAGACUGGUGGAGCUGUCCUCCUCCCAGAGCGUGUUUCGUUUCUCUAUCCAGACCCCAGAUGGAAAAGCCUUCGUAUUGUGUUGUAGACACCUGGGAGAAGGACAUCGGUGUCCACCCCCUAGACCUGCCUCAGACCACGUGCCAGGAGCUGUUGUCGGUGCUGACAGCCAGUACUUCCUGUCGCCCUCUGUCGCUGCAUUCCAUGAACUCCUACCAGGUGGCGUACAUGAGACUGUAAUGUCAGAGGUCACGAGCCAUGGAUCCACUCAUCUUUCCUAGAGGGAGGACCAGCAGAAGAAGCACUGGAACACUAGAGUACAGUGACUUAUGUCUUAGGCUGUGUUCAAGAGGCACGUAAUGGAAAACCAAGUUUCGAGCAUUUUCCAAAAAGAACGCUCAUUCCGUUAUAUGUUUUGUAUAGGUUUAUUCAUUUUGGUCCUACUGAACAUGACCCUGAUAGAUGCUGUAAUGCAGACCAUGUAAAAAGACUUGUAUCAUUCCAUUCCAUUGGAAUGUCUGAGUUAUUGAUGACCUGCCCAGAUUAAAUAGUGAAUCUGACUAACA
This is a messenger RNA of Oncorhynchus tshawytscha (Chinook salmon), 1251 nucleotides long. RefSeq names its product E3 ubiquitin-protein ligase E3D-like. The transcript is spliced from 9 exons. Gene Ontology annotation, biological process: protein autoubiquitination; protein polyubiquitination; proteasome-mediated ubiquitin-dependent protein catabolic process. Lineage: Eukaryota; Metazoa; Chordata; Actinopteri; Salmoniformes; Salmonidae. Gene Ontology annotation, cellular component: ubiquitin ligase complex; nucleus; cytosol. The coding region runs from base 1 to 966 and encodes 321 amino acids. The record is from RefSeq and is a predicted model, not a curated record. Gene Ontology annotation, molecular function: ubiquitin protein ligase activity; cyclin binding; ubiquitin conjugating enzyme binding.